Molecule: messenger RNA, 3018 nt
Organism: Anguilla anguilla (European eel)
Lineage: Eukaryota; Metazoa; Chordata; Actinopteri; Anguilliformes; Anguillidae
Product: platelet endothelial cell adhesion molecule
Exons: 12
Coding region: 54-2198 (714 amino acids)
Biological process (GO): cell surface receptor signaling pathway
Molecular function (GO): transmembrane signaling receptor activity
Source: RefSeq, a predicted model, not a curated record
CUUCCUCCUCCCCUGGCUCGUCUCCUCUCCAGUCUUCCUCUGUGCAGCGGGCGAUGCGGACGACACGGCUGCACCCUCUCGGAAUGGGCCUCCGACCGCUCUACCUGCUCCUGCUCCAGCUCCUGCUCCAGCUCCUGGCCACCUGGCAAGUUGCGGAGACCCAGACUGUUCUGAUAAUAGAGAGCGUCAAGCUCACCAUUUUGCCGGGACAGCACGUGGCGAGUGGCACCGACGUGACGCUCCAGUGCGACCCCAAAAUCACCUCCGGCACCGGGAUGCCCCUGAAGCACAGGUACACCUUCUACAGGGACAGCGACCCAGUGUACGGCAACGCCACCACCACCGCCAGCUCGCUGCCCUACGUCAUACGGCAAGCCCGGGUGGCUAACUCUGGAUCGUACAAGUGCAGCGUCGAAGUGCACGGGCAGUACAAGGAGAGCGACCCGGAAUCUCUGAAUGUCACAGGCUUGCAGACCCCGGUCCUGCUCCUCAACAAGGCGACGGUGACAGAGGGAGAAGGGGUGACGGCCUCCUGCAGCGCCCCCAAGGAAACCGGAUCCUCCUUCUUCUUCUACUUCUUCGAAGGAUCGAAGGAGCCCAAGAAAGUGCCCACCUCCGAAAACCUGGCAGAAACUCAGCUGAAGUUUAGCUCUCCUGGGAAUAAGAGCGUGACCUGCCAUUACCGCAUCUCCCUGCAGCCCGACUUGGUGACGUCAAGCAGAAGCAAGCCGUCCCGUGUUUACGUGCAGGAGCUGUCCAUCAGGCCCCACAUUGAGGUAACGCCGAACACGAAUGUGAUCGAAGGCGACACCCUGCAGAUCGCGUGCCGCGUCGACGGGUCCCGCCACAAGCCGUCGAACAUCACGGUGUACGUGUCCAAGGACGGCAUCAUGAAGGCAAACGGGAAGGGCAGCAUCGUCUACAACACGACAGUGCGGGCCAGCGACUCGGGGCUGUACGAGUGCAAAGCGAUAAUGGGAGACGUGGUGAAGGCCGUCAACAGAUCCGUGGCGGUUUCAGAACUGUUUUCGAGGCCAGUUUUGACGUUGAAACCGCCGGAGGCGUUCGAGAAGGAGUCCUUCUCGCUGGCCUGCUACAGCCACAACAUCUCCAGCCAGCGGAUCCAGCGCGGCCAGGUGAAGUACAGCCUGUACAGGAACGGCAGGGUUCUGACGCCAGGAGACUUCGGUGGGAAAUUCAACACCACGGCGGAGGCCUCCCGCAACGGCAAUUACUCCUGUGACGCAGUCGCCAAACAUAUCCGAAAAUCCAGCAACGUUAUAGUCUUCAAAGCCAAAGUCCUCGUCUCCAAGCCGUCGAUAUUUGUCCCGGAUGAAGUCAUCGUGGGGAAGCCGUUCCGGAUUCACUGCCGCUGUGAGAACGGGAGCCUGCCCGUCAGUUACACCCUUUUGAGCAACAAAGUGCCCCAGAAGUCCGUCCUGGUGCGGCAGCCGAACGAGACCGCCUCCUUCUUGGUCACCGUGAGGAGGAAGGAGGACGUCCGAAACUUCACCUGUGAGGCCGAGAACAACGGUUACUCCUCGAGGACGGAGAGCCGAGUCCUGGACGCUGCCGUCACAGAACCCGUGUCGGUUCCCACGCUGCUCAUUAUGCCGAAUUUUGGGAGCGUCACUGAGGGGGAGGAGCUGUUCCUGGCGUGCACCGUCCGGGAGGGCUCUCCCCCGUUCACCUUAAAGUGGUACCGCGACGGGUCGGACCAGCCCCUGGACACCCAGAUGACGAAGGACAGGACCGGGCUGCACGUGCUGGGGCCCGCCAGGCGCGAACACACCGGCGCGUACCGAUGCGUGGCCGACAACCCGGCCAGAGACGCCAGGAGGAGCAAGCUGGUCAGAGUGAGCGUGAGCCUGGCGCGGUGGAAGCUGGUCCUGAUCGUUGUCUCCUGCAUCCUGCUCCUGACGGUGUUGAUCGGUGUGGGAUGCUAUCGCUACAGGGCCCAGAGAGGUAAAAGAGAGACCGCCACAGAACUGUCAGUAAAGCCUUCGAGCCCUAAAUCAGAGGACUCUCUCACUGUGAGUCUAGCCCACGACACGGACGCGUAUAGCGCUCACACAGGCGCAGCGUCCCUCUUUGACAGCACGGAUGGGAGAGCGGCCAAUGGGACGCCAGAUAGUGUGACAUCACUUCCUGCGCACGGCAGCAACAGGAGCAGCUACAGUAGCCCAGCCACAGGGUAGAGAGGGAGGGGGAAAAAAAAUGGCUUCAAACCCAAAGCCCAUCUUCCAUCCGGGCGGGCGAGCGAGCGAGCGAGCUGUGCCCGUGGAAAACUGGAGGGACGACGGGAACAGGGAAACGCCACAAAAUAUCCAAGUCAUAGUGAGAUGAGCGAACAAGAUGAACUAUUUUUAUCACCUUAAAUUGGCUUUUGUGGCUCAUUGUCUGAGUCAAGUUUGUCCUUGUAAAUUGUUUUUUAAAUGGUCACUGUGGUGGGGGUGGGGGAUGGGGGGGGGGGGUAAUUUCAUAAUCACAAAACAUGAUGCUGAACAGCAUUCAAUCCCUGUUUUAAUGAGCCUGGAUCACAAUGGACAUUAUCUGCUUCCUCUUCACGCCACGCCAGCCCCCCCCCCCCCCUCCGCUCCGCUCCGCACCACUCAAAAAAGCGGCUUUUUAAGGAGACUCCUGGACCUUCCGUGUGCGUUCAAGGAGCGCUACAGCCGAUCAGCAUAAGACUGUCCGAACCACCCCCGUAGACUGUGUUUGGCGAAACUCUCACGUCACAGUCUGCGCAUUCUCUGUCUCUGUCUUUGUCUUCUGUCCUUUGAAAAGCUGUGGGGUCUGCUGUGCUUGGUAAUCUCGCCUCUGUCUGUCCGGCUGCUCGUGUCUGUCUCAGCGGUGUGUCGCGCAAAUGCUUCUCACGUGCUUAUGUGCCUGGGUUAAAUGUCUGCGAACACAAUCGGCAUAUUUGAUACAUAGUUGAAAGGAAUUGUUUAUAUAUUUUGAUUGAUUUGACUGAGUGGUCGGAGGAAAUACUUUAGAAUAAACAGUUUUAUUUUCGAA